GCCGAGAAAGAGUCGGAUCAUCGAGAUACCACGAACAAUCUCAAGCAUCAUAACGAAGCGCUUGCGGCGCAGAUUACGAGUUACGAGUCCCGAAUCGUGGAACUUGAGGUCGCGAAAUCAAAUACUCAGCCAUUUGCCAAUUCGAGAAAGGUCUCGGACGACUCGAUCCAGUCCGCGUGGGCAAGACUGAAAUACACCAUCAAUAACAUUGCUUCCAACAUUCUCAUUGCCUGCCCUACGCAGGAAGAUCUCGAGGACACACGCGGCAUUGAUAAUUCCUGCGUCCUUAGUUCUAUCCACCCCGAACAUAUCAAACAGCUACAGGAUGAGGACAUGCGGCCUUUCGUUAUCCAACAUUACAUCUGGAAAGCCGUCAUUGGAAGAGUCUUUGAGCCUGGCCCGCGCGGCCACUUUGGAAAGAGCUGGGGCGGCACCGUCGGAAUGUGCUUCAUGACUUGCUUCAAAAGAUUUCUGAUGGUAUGCCGCGAGAAGGGAAGAGAACCUAAUGACCUUCUACAUUGGGAAGCCGAGACCGGACAAAUGAUCGAGCAGAUGAUUGGCGUCGAUGAAACAGAGUUGCUAGAAGUCAUCUCCAAAGAGUUCACGGCCUUCUCCAAAUUCAUUCCCAAGGCCAGCUCCAACUACCAAGCCAAGUGUGAAAAGCUUCGCAAAGGGCUCCGCAAGAUAUUCGACGAAGCUUUGCAGCUCCAUGCU
Messenger RNA from Colletotrichum phormii, 714 nucleotides. RefSeq lists its product as uncharacterized. The record is from RefSeq and is a predicted model, not a curated record. The transcript has 2 exons. The annotation marks the transcript as partial. Lineage: Eukaryota; Fungi; Ascomycota; Sordariomycetes; Glomerellales; Glomerellaceae.